UGCUUACCACCCAUCCUGCUUCUGUUGGUUUCAACCCACCAGCCUCCGCCUCUUGAGCUAUGCUGAUCCUAUCCUGUCCUUCCAAGUUGCAACUGCUAGAGGGGAUUUUGAGGAAGAGCCUUCCUCAAACCCUUUCGGUCCAUGGAGCAGUAAUGCACAUAAACCGUGGGAACCCAGCAGGGCAUGAGGUGCUUGUGGAUUCAUGGCCAAAGUUCAAAGCUGUCCUCACCCGGCCUCGCAGAGAGGUUGCCACAGAUGAUUCUGAUUGGUAUACCAACAUGUAUGCAGCAUUCUACCACAAUCUUGAUGUGUACCGAACACUCUUGCAGGACACAAAUGUUGUCAACUGGGCCCAAACCUUCCGUAUCCAUGGGCACCAGGACGGGAUAUGUGAAGCCUCCCAAGACGCUGCUGUGACUAAGAAAGUGCAGUUCUCACCAUCUUCCUACUUCACUUACUUGCACCGUGUUCCAAAUAAAAUAUGUGCACCUCAGCUAGAUCCCAGCCUGAGACUUUCCACUUUAAAUAGCUCCCAUGUUGACCUGCUGGAUGAAACAUGGGCCUAUGGGGGCAAUGAACACAGUCAUGAGUACCUGGCUACUUUGGUGCGCUCCUUCCCCAGCAGCUGCAUCCUGGAUAACAAUGGGCACCUGAUCAGCUGGAGCCUCUUUGAUCCUUUUGGUGCAUUGGCACAUGGCUAUACACUUCCAGAGUAUCGUGGUCGUGGCUAUAUCAGUAUAGUCAAUAAAGUAUUGUCCAUGCAUAUCCAUGCAUCUGGCUACCCUAUAUAUGGCAAUGUAGCCCUCGAUAAUGUGCGCAUGCAGAAUUUAAAUGAACACUGGGGAUUUCAGAAGUUAGCUGCAUUAUGCCAUAUCAUUUUGCAUAUUCCUAAAUCCUCUGAUGUUUCUUGA
Euleptes europaea (tarantolino) is the source of this 911-nucleotide messenger RNA. RefSeq names its product glycine N-acyltransferase-like protein 3. Gene Ontology annotation, molecular function: glycine N-acyltransferase activity. Gene Ontology annotation, cellular component: mitochondrion. The transcript is spliced from 5 exons. Lineage: Eukaryota; Metazoa; Chordata; Lepidosauria; Squamata; Sphaerodactylidae. The record is from RefSeq and is a predicted model, not a curated record. Bases 60 to 911 code for a protein of 283 amino acids.